GCGGGCAUCAGCACCACGGAGAGCUCCCCGCGGGCCCCUCUCGCCACCCAGGCAGGGGGCUGGAGCUGAUUUUGGGCCGGGAGAGCGGCGGCCGCUACCUCCGAGCCAUCCGGUCGUGGAGGAGGCUCACGCAACGCCUGGUCUUCUGGGGGAGGGUGGGCAGGCGAGGCAGGGGCAGGGGAGGGGGUGGUGGGGAGGAGGAGGCGGCGGCGGCGGCGGCGGAGGAGGAGGCGAGGGCCCACCGGGGGGGAUCCAGGUCGCCUCUCCCCUGGAUGGACCCCAACUGCAGGCAGUCCAGCAUGGCGUUGGCCCUCUCGUCCAAGAAAGCCUCUUCCAGGAACGUGGCGGUGGAAAGGAAGAACCUCAUCACGGUCUGCAGAUUUUCUGUGAAGACCCUGCUGGAAAAAUACACCACAGAACCCAUCGAUGAUUCUUCGGAGGAGUUUGUGAACUUUGCUGCCAUCUUAGAACACAUACUCAGCCAUCGUUUCAAAGGAGACCAUGGCCCUGUCAGCUGGUUCAGCUCGGAUGGGCAACGUGGCUUCUGGGAUUACAUCCGCUUGGCCUGUAGCAAGGUCCCAAAUAAUUGUCUCAGUAGCAUUGAAAACAUGGAGAACAUCAGCACUUCCCGAGCCAAGGGGCGUGCAUGGAUUCGUGUGGCUCUAAUGGAGAAGCGCAUGUCCGAGUACAUUGCCACAGCACUGCGGGACACCAGAACAACCAGACGAUUUUAUGACGAUGGGGCAAUUAUGCUAAGAGAAGAAUCCACCGUCCUCACAGGGAUGCUGAUCGGCCUGAGUGCCAUAGACUUCAGUUUCUGCUUGAAAGGGGAAAUUAUGGAUGGCAAGACACCUGUGGUCAUCGACUAUACUCCAUACCUGAAGUUUACACAGAGCUACGAUUACCUGAGCGAUGAGGAGGAACGACGCAGCUUGGAGAGCAGUACCAGUGAGGACAGCUCUCCUGACCACCCCUACUUACCCUUGAUGGCUGUGGAAGACAGCUGGUACAACAAAUGGCGUAAGAUGGAGCAGAAGUUUCGCAUUGUGUACGCACAAAAGGGCUACCUGGAAGAGCUUGUUCGGCUCAGAGAGUCCCAGCUAAAGGACCUGGAGGCGGAGAACAGGCGGCUGCAGUUGAGGCUGGAAGAGGUGAAAGUGCAGAACCAGCUUGAGAAACGGGAGCUGGAGGGCGUCAUCCUGGAACUGCAGGAGCAGCUACUUCCCCCCUCCCACUCUGCCCUCAGGACGGGCCUCAUCCCCUCCGAAAACAGCCAGUUUACCCAACUCUCCAAGGAAAUGGCUGCACCCCUGGUGAACCAGUGGCCCUCUCUGGGCACUCUGAAUGGCAGCGAAGCUCGCUCGGAAGCCAAGAUGUACAGAAGGCACAGCUUCAUGAGCACCGAUCAGCUCUCUGCAGAGAUCAGCCUGAGCUCCGAUUCACAACGACUGGGAGAGGGGAAGCGUGAAGGGGAGCCCUGGGGACCCCUGGGAAAGGAUCCGACUCCUUCCAUGCUCGGCCUCUGCGGCUCCUUGGCCUCCCUGCCCAGCUGCAAGUCCUUAGCCAGCCUAAAAUCCAACGAAUGUCUGGUGAGCGACAGCGUCGAGCCCAGCCCCACACACAGCCCCAGCUGAGACGUCAGAGCACCGGUCCUACGAACCGCAUGAGACACCCAGAGGGGAGCCGAGGUUGCUGGCAGAGCGGAAAUCCGACUGUCCCUUUCAAGCAAGGACUGGAGUUGGGGGAAGGGGGCAACUGACCAUUUUAUCCAGCCUGGCCAUGCCGUUGGGCAUCAAACCUGCAUUCUCAACCAAGCAUCCUUAUAAACAGACUUCCUUCCUGGAUCCGGGAAAUGGGAAACAUUUUAGGAGGUGUUGUUUUUUUCUUAUCCAGGGUUCAGGAAAAAGCCACCCCCUCAGCAGAAGCUGGGAGAAUCAACUGCUGAAGAAACCUUUUUUAAAAAAUGAAGCAGUGUAUAUUAUAUAUAUAUAUAUAUAUUGUAUACGGUUGAGUGUGUUCAAAGGCAGUUGCCUUUGAGGUGGCCCACUUCAGGCAUCUAACAGCUGCACCUGCCCAGCCUUCAGGGGAGGGGAGAAAAGAUACGGCCGUCCAACAGAGCGCCAGUUGUGUUUGCAGCCAGAAAGGACACUGUGAAAUUAUGGGAUGCUCUGAAGGCAAAAUUAUGAUGGGGGAGAGGGAAGGAAGAACCAUAAGCCCCCGCAGGUUGAGAUUCCUUGCAAUCUUCAUGGUGAAUAUUUGCACAAAGAACUGAGGUGACCAAGGACGGUGGGUGUCUGUCUCCUUUCUGAGAACUUGAGGCAACAUGGAAGUUUGGAGAAGGGGUGUGAGGCAAGAAGCAGGUGGGGGACGGAAGCAUUCAAGAUUCCCUUUUUCUUUCAUGCCCCUCCCCUUCUGCUUCCCCCAUUCUCACAUCGCCUCGUUCAAGCAAACCUUGUUGCUGCAGAAAGGAGUUCUGGUCACCUCUGUUUUUCUGGGUUCCAAAAGCCUCCGUCUUCCACCGGAGCCCACUAAUCGAACAUAACUUCCCCCACUGAUUCUCCUGCAUGUCGUUACCCCAAUAGAACAUCCUGUUAGCAGAAGCAAGAGCGCAAAUGGGGAAGGAGCAAAUUCAGAGACCCGGAUUGUUGGGGACCUGGCUUGCAAGAAAAGCACAACCGGGCACCUCCAUCUGCUCCAGCACGGCACAGUGACGGGCAGUCUUAAGAAUGCACUAGUAGUGGACAGAACUGCAGCCUGCCCCCUGCCCCCCCCCCCCACCUGAGAAACUGUUAUGGGUCAGCAGCUGGGGAAACUCUGUAAAGAGUCAAUGGGAAACAUUAAAACAGCAUAAGGAGAUGACCUUUAAAUG
Messenger RNA from Sphaerodactylus townsendi, 2869 nucleotides. It is a transcript of the gene RUNDC3A, whose product is annotated as RUN domain containing 3A. NCBI's taxonomy places the organism in Eukaryota, Metazoa, Chordata, Lepidosauria, Squamata, Sphaerodactylidae. The record is from RefSeq and is a predicted model, not a curated record. Gene Ontology annotation, cellular component: cytosol. Bases 273 to 1634 code for a protein of 453 amino acids. The transcript is spliced from 11 exons.